GGUGUUUGUUGUCACAACUAAUAUCUCGGAGUUUAGAUAACCACAUAUUACUUAAAAAUUAAAAGAUAUUUCUUCGAAAAUUAUUCUGUAAUCAUUAAUUUUCAAAAGUUGAUGUCCACUUACAGUGAAAGUAAACAAUUACUUACAUUCCUUGAGAAUUUUCAUCUCUCAGCCUUUAAUUCCAGAGGUUAAUAUACAUCUCAAACCACGACUCGUAUUAAGUUAUUUGUGUGCGGAAGUCGGGACUUACACUGAUCACCUUGUACAGAUGUGAUAGAUAAAGUUAUCGUACGUACUAAAGUCGCCAACCGGUAUGAUGUACAAGUUUGGACACCUAACCAAGCCUAUGUAGCCGAAGGUGGAUAAAGUGACAAUGUCUUAACCACUAAGUCACUGUUAUAAUGGGUGCUUCUAAAGAUACUUUGACCGAUCAAUAUUGUGACACUGAUAUUCGGCUUUGGAAUAUGUUUUUUAAAAAACAUAUUCCAUAGUGAAUUUUCGUUUCUUUUGGUCCUUGUUAUGGGUGCUUGUCAAGUCAUAUGUGGAAGUGUCUUCAUUUUAGUAUUUAACACGGCUUCAUCAGCCUGGUCACGUUCUACAUGUUCUAUCCCAAUAUCCUCCACACUGCUCGUCACUAACCGGUUGGAAAAACAGAAAGCUAGUAGCUUGGCUGCACAUAGUGAAGGGUGGCUGUGUUCGAUUAUUACCUAAUGGUCCACCGUAACUAUCUAAAUCAGGUCUAACGAUCGUACAACUCCAAUUGGAUAUAUGCUUCGCCCAGUGGGAAUUUUCUUGUUGUAUUUCUGUCAGGUGGUAGGAACUUCUAACAAUAAAAUGCAUCUUGGUUGUGAGCUCGCUGAAAAUAUUUAUCUAUACAUUUUUACCUUUAUAUUGGUUGUGUGAUUUCUUUUCCAAUUCUUCGUAAUAUUAUUAUGUCACAUCAUAUAGUACAUGUAGUGGUGCCUAUCGAUACCAAGGUUUUCUUUGGGUAUUAAUCACAGUGGAUAGAAGGCCAAUAAUGACUUUUUAUGGAGCUUCUAUUCAUUCCACCUCACUGACAAGUCACUCAGCUUUCGACCACUAUUUCGGUUUAAACAUCGCUUCACUUUCUCAUGUGUAUUAGUUUAAUGUUGGUUUACGAAACAAAGUGGAUAAAUAGCUUAUUUUCGAAGCUCCAGAAGAUCAAAUGGCAGACAGCAAAUCUUGAGAGGAACUGUCGUAAGCGUUUUGUACCAAACUAAACAAAAAAAAGCUAAAGGUAUUGCCCUUCGUUCUAAAACUUUUCGAUACAAUCAUUAAGAUCAUGUAAAUACGUACAUUCAGUUCAAAAAACCUUAGUGGUUUUAUAUUAUGUGUAGUAUCGCAUUGUGAUAUGGAACUAGGACGUUUCAAAUCAAAUCUACUUAUUGCCAAUAUAGGAACAACAGAAAUAACAGGAGCUUUCUGACGAAGAAACACUAGGAUAUCAUUAAUACACUGACAAAUUCUAAACAUUUUUCGACUUUAAAAGUGGAUAAAGAGUUGGAAUUUGUUCUCGAGAAAAAGAUUUCCAGGAACUGACUAACCAAAAUGAUCUUACUGACGGUAUAGAGAAUAACCUUAUAAAAUCUUCAAUGAUGCUCGAAGAUUAAUAUAUGAUUUUGUCAAACUCGUACGAAACAAUUAGGGCGAUGGAAACUCAUUUAUCAAGGUUAUAUGAGUUGUCGAAUGUCCAUCGAGACCAACAGAUAUGUAUAACUUCUCUUAUACUAUUAUGAAUGGGUUGGUAACUACUUUGAAACCCAUCUACACGAAGAUUCUGAAGUAGUGCUAACUAUAUCUCCUAAAUUGUCAGCAAGAGCAAACGUGUAAACACUUCAAAACAAAGACAGAGCCUCUAAAUGUAACAUCAUGAUUCUUAAUUGUUCCAACCAUGGUGACCGUCGAAUAUAUAUGUCGGUAACUCGGAAGAAAUGAAACAAAGGAAUUUCGUUUGCCAUCAUAAGUGUUAUUACUUCAUCACAAUAUUUAAUUUGUAACGGUGAAAUCUACGAACAAAGGAUUGGCUUCAAUGAGUUUACCAUCAAGUCUAUAUUAGCUGACACAUUUUCAAUUAAACUUGUAAACGGUCCACUUCAUAAGUUUACUCAUGAGUUUAGACUUUACUGUCGUAUGGUGGAUACAGUUAUCCUUUAUAAAAAUAGUACCAGAGAUCAUAGGCAAUUUGACGAAAUAUACUCUGUCACUGAGUUCGCAUGUGAUGAACGUUAGGGUAGGAUGUUUUGCUAGCGAAACGAGUUGAUAAAUGGAUAAGGAAUUUAAACAAGAAAAUGCUUGGGUGGUGGAAAAUACACAUUUCUCCAACCUUGUGUUUCUGCAGUACGAAACAAACCUAGAAAGACCACUUAUUUACAGCAUAGCGGCCAUAUUCUCUACUCAUACUAUCACAGAAAAUCUGAAAGCCGUGCAUAAUACUGAGAAAAAAUUAAUACUGUGGGAUAUUUACAAACAAAUAUCUGGUUACAAAUUUUGUAAAGCAGAUAUUUAGACUUCUAAUAGGAAAUCUUACAAUUCGGAGGUUGUGUUGCCAGUAAAGUAAUAAUCCCGAAAUUACCCAGGAUAGUGGAGAGAGUGUUAAGCAACAAGUUCUCCGUGCUUAUGGUGGUGUCACAUACUUAAGGGCUGAUCAACCAAACUACUCAGCUCUUUGUAUUUAUCUAUUCGACUACUGUGUAGCAAGUCACACUCACCGACGAUUCAUGGAUUCACAUUUUCUCGCUCCUUAAUCCCUCCAUUAUGGGUAAGCGAAAUAGUAAAACCGUAAAUAGCUCAAUCCCGCCCUACUUAGUUCAGACGAAUCAUACAGCCAGGAUAAAUCCGUCGUGUCAGUAAUCACCUUCCAAUCCCUGUCAAAUGGUAGAAGUGAUGGCUAUAGUGAUCGGAAUACUGGGGCUUAGUGUAUAUCAUAAGUAUCUCCAGCCUCUUCCUAUACUUUGUAUUGAAUUAACAUUAUCACUCAAUUCAUAUCAUUUUACGCACUAUGUAAUCUUCGACGAAACCCUUUCUGUAAUUUUCAGUCACAUUAUUUUUCUCUUUUUAAUGUACCCAUAUUUAUUCUGAUUAUUGGUUUCACAAUUUGAGUUGAUUUUUUUAGAUUUAUUUAAGUUAGUAUUACCUAUUGGUUACAAUAUGAGUAAUGUUCUUCUAACAAUCCUAAAUUCAUGCGCUAUAAUUUCAAAGAACCUGUUCGCUGUAAACGUGCUUAUUUUAUUGGUUCAUUAAUUUGGUCUUACUACCUUAGAACAUGAAAAUAUAUUGGAAAAAACUUUUCGUUCGCAUAUAUUUUUUUAUAAUGGUAAAUUUGCGAUGAGUUGACAUUUCUUUAAGAUUGUAAUGUUCUUUGAUUUCAGGCAUCUCAAAAUUGGCAUCGUGAUGCAGCCAUUUUGGCUCGCCUCAUUAAAGAUAACAAAGGGAGUAUUGUCAUUUAUACUGGUGCUGGUAUAAGUACAUCGGCGUGCAUCCCAGAUUAUAGGGGGACAAACGGUUUGUGGACUGUGCAUUCUAAUCGCGUAACAGGCGGUAAUUCAGUGCUACGUACCGUUGGUUAUAACAAAAAUGAUCAAGCGAACUAUACUGAGAUGCUGAAACUACAGGAUAAAAUGCGUCAAUGUGAAUCACGGAUUAAAACUCCUAAAAAGUCAAAAAACACCAACUUAAAGUUACGACUUCCAGAAGCAACCAUUGCAAAGCCAACAUUCACUCAUAUGGCUAUCAAAGUUUUGGUAGAUGAAGGAUAUGUUCGACAUGUCGUUUCUCAAAAUGUUGAUGGCUUACAUGUGCGCAGUGGUUUAAAUCGUGAAAAACUUUCGGAGCUACAUGGUAAUUUAUUCAUUGAACAAUGCAUCGCUUGUGAACACACUGUUUUUCGGACUUUUGACGUUGCCGAAACAACUUCUCGUUCACACCAUUAUACUGGACGCAUUUGUCCUCGGUGUCGUAAUUUACACCCUGUUGAAAGUACAAUAGCCAGUGAUAUACUAAAGAAAACAGCUGAACAUUCGGCAGUAUCUAAAUACAAGAAAAAUGUAUCAAAUGAAAAUCUUAUGUUGAGUUACCGAUAUGCUGCAAGAAAAUUAGCCAAAUCUUUUGAAGCUGUACGUCUUAAAGCAGUGGAACAUUUACGCAAUACUCAAAAGUCUGAGAUGCUGACGGACUCAGUUCUUACGAAGGCACCUUUACUAAGAGAUGUUGUUGUACACUUUUUUGAACGACAACCAGAGAUGGGGUUAACAGAAAUAUAUCGCAUUCGAUCAGCGAUCGAAGCUGUACAUGGCCGUAAAGUUCUUCAAGAUGCUAUCAAUGCCACUUCGAAUGACCGUAAACCUUUGAAUCAUGGAUGCAAACGUUCCCAUGAAGAGUCAACAAAAUAUCUCAUUGGAUCCCCAUGGUUUAAAAGAAUGUGUCCUGCUAUGAAGAUGGAGUGUCAGGAUUUUUGUAAAACAUCAGAAGCAGUUGAUUUAAAACCUAUCUCUCCGGAUUCUCUGGAUACUCCUGCUAAAUUAAUUGUUGUUGUUGGUUCAUCUUUAACUGUUUUGCGCAACUAUUCAUUUUUAUGGCCUUAUGGCCUUGGGAGGUGCGGUCAACUAAGUUCGUCGAGCAAACAUAAAAAGAAACCCACAUGUGUUGAUUCUGUUUUCAAACCGACUUCAAUCCCUGAUACCCCUGAAAAUUGUCGGUUGGUUAUUAUCAAUUUACAACCAACGUGCAAAGAUGUGGUUGCAGAUUUGGUACUUCGAGUUCCUUGUGAUGAACUAUUUCGCGUUAUUAUGUCAGAUCACUUGGAAAUAGAUGUUCCACAAUAUGACCACAGGCAUGAUCCUCUUUAUUCAUUCGGUCUUUCUUUAUCUCCAGAAGAAGAAUGCACACGUACUCGUUUGAACAUCCCAUUUUCUUCCGUAUAAUAUUGUUUCAAAAUUUUUCACUCUGUGGUGUACAGUUUCACAUGAUUUGGUUGUAGCUAUUGGUUACUAUUUCGUUCUUUAGACGUAGAAUAAACAUUUCUCUUUUGUACUCAAAACAAGAAUCAGUACCUUUGUAAAUAAUAAGGUGCAUUUCCAUAAUUAAAAGAACCUAAUAGAAUUACAUCGUGUCAUAGUAGUUUAUUUGCUCUCGAAUUAAACAUGGAUUCGUAACACCAAUCGAUCAAUUCCUGAAUAUUAAAAAGUACAUUUCACUUUUGGCUCUAGUUGAGAUUAUUUUCUUUUUCCACUCCUGAUCUUUAGCCCGUCCCUUUUUUGUAUAAAAUUCUCUUAUUUA
Messenger RNA from Schistosoma intercalatum, 5295 nucleotides. Lineage: Eukaryota; Metazoa; Platyhelminthes; Trematoda; Strigeidida; Schistosomatidae. The record is from the annotation of a GenBank genome assembly.